Corvus hawaiiensis (hawaiian crow) is the source of this 3559-nucleotide messenger RNA. Its product is annotated as T-lymphocyte activation antigen CD80-like. Gene Ontology annotation, biological process: T cell costimulation; cellular response to lipopolysaccharide; negative regulation of T cell proliferation. The transcript has 7 exons. Lineage: Eukaryota; Metazoa; Chordata; Aves; Passeriformes; Corvidae. Gene Ontology annotation, cellular component: external side of plasma membrane. The record is from RefSeq and is a predicted model, not a curated record. The coding region runs from base 104 to 1030 and encodes 308 amino acids.
AGGCACCCAUGGCCUGGCACUGAGCCCCCUGCCUCGUCCCUUGCCUCAGGGGUGGCCUCGGUGCCGCUCGACCAGGGAAACGGCAGCCAGGAGCUACAGGAAGAUGAUGUGCCUGCCCGUCUCCCCACCGGCGCCGGCGUUGAGGACGUGGCUGAGGCUCGGGCUCUUCGUGCUGCUCUGCCUUGGGAUAGGCCAAGCACUGGAGAAGAAAGUAGUCAAAAGCAAAGUGGGGGAAAAGGUCAGCCUGCCAUGUUGUCAUGAAAUCCCCAUCUCAGAAAGCCUACACAAGUACCGGGUCUACUGGCAGAAGAACAUUACAGACGUGGUGCUGGCCUACUCAGAGGGGAAUAUGAUCUCCAGUCACAAGCGGUACCAGAACCGGACAGAGAUGGACCCCUGGAACCUCACCCUGUGGAUCUCCCCCAUGGAGAUCCUGGACAAUGGCUCUUACCAGUGUGUAGUUCAGCGCAACUCCGUUGUCGUGUGUGACGAGUCCGUCAUCCUCUUUGUCACAGCUGACUUCAGCAAGCCCAACAUAACAGCAGAAGUGUCCGCUGAUUCCUGCGAGUCAACUGAGAUGGUGAUAAUAUGUUCUUCUCACGGAGGUUUCCCCAAGCCCAGGAUCUCUGGAGCUCUCGACAACAUGUCCAUGGAGUGGAAUGCCACCUGGGUGUCCGAGUCCAGCUUCAGCCCAUACAACGUCACUGGAAAGCUGGUGCUCAAUGUGACCAAGGAUGUCAACAUCACUUGCUCCGUUGAAUACAAUGGCUUUGCAAAGUCCACCAGUUUGCUUCUGAAAAAAACAAACGACUGCUUUGUUCCUCCUGUGCCUCCACCUUAUAAUGUCAUUACUGCUUCAAUUAUCAUCGUUAUCACCUUCAUUCUGGCUAUCACCCUGGCAGCAAGAUACCUCCCAAGGCAUGUUUGUUCUCACUGUUGUAAGGGCCAGAAUUCGGUGGAAGAGGGUGUGAAAGACUCUAUGAAGGCACGCUUGAGCGAUAAAGGGACAGCUGAAACAUCAUCUGUAUGACCAGAUUGCAUUUGCAGUCCCUCAGGUUCUUCAUGCUGUGCACUCCGCACUGCAGACUCCACUGUUUGUUGUACAACAAUGCUUGCUGCAUGGACCCUUUGGCUCUCUGCAAGGGGGUGCCAGCAGGAGAAAACUCUGCUCACCACAGCUGACAACACAACCUCCUGUGAAUGAAUGCAAACCCCCACCCAUGCCACGGAAGCUGUGGGGUGGCCUUGUUACAUUGGGGUCGCUGGGAUUCCAACUGGGAGGACCCUCCGUGUUCCUGCAGUGGGGCAGAAGAAUGGCAUCAAUGGCACACCAGGUCAAGACUUCAGGCACCUCUGGCUUGAUGCUGCCUCUGUGAGAAUCAGGGGCCUGCAGAGCCCUAGCAGGGAGCCCAUGCCCACCUACCCCUUCAGUAACACGGAGCUGCCCUUUGGGAGACCCCAGAUCCCAACACGUAAUCUUGUCAGUUUGUGCCUCCAUGUUGCGACUGGGAGCAGCUAAAACUUCUUUUCUAUUCAGCCUCACACAAGUAUCUGUUCUUCGUGCUGGAGGACUUUGGAUUUGAACUUGACCAUUACAGAUACACAUCCCUUCUCUCCUAAAGACGCAAUGAUGGGACACAUAUUUCAUGCAAAAAGCCACCUUGGAAGUGAGUCUGUAUGCCUCAUGCUUAUUUGCAGCGCUACGAGACUUUUUAGGGAAUGAUAGACUCUGACAGCACCCCUAAGAGCUGAUUAAUAUUGCUUAUCUACAGCAGUGGCACAAGUUCUCAUAACCAUUUUCUCCUGGAAGCACAGCCUUGCCAACCCAGGCACUGAGGUACGGCUCCUCCAUGCAGUUGCUGUGUGAGGGCACACAACCUGUGCACACACAUGGCCAAGCUUCCAUGUGCAUUCCUUCCCACCCACACCUGUAAAGCCCCACUGGAACUUGUGUGUCAGUCAGAGGUUAUCUCGUGUGUAUCUGCUGUCAUCAAAUGUAACUCGGGCCUUGCUUCAUAAACAUGGGUCUGCUUCUGUGUGUACAUCUGCCGUGGGAUACUUGUUAGGGAAAGCUCUGCAGAUUUUUGGGAGUCUCUCACAGCAACGUAAGGAUAUUUACUUUGCACUGAACAUUGCUGCUUUCUGCCAGUGUUCUCUCUACCCAGCCAGGACUAGAAGGAAUUUCCCUACAGGAUGCUAACAUUGGACAGGACUCAUCUGAUCAGGGUGACAUUCUUGCCUACUGUGUAGGAAAAAAAUAUUUCUCAUUUUGAGGGGAAAGGAGGAAAAUGCCCCAACCCCCAACAAGCUUCCUAAGCAACUCUGCAUGCUGACCUAGCUCCACCGUGCCCUGAGUUUGGCUGUUAUGUUUUCCCUUUUGCUCUGCAAGCUGUACCCAUUCCCUCACUGUUCUAUCCACGUUAUCAGGGCAUACCAAAGCAUCUGAAAGCACGAUGCCCUCCUCUUUGUGGGAUGUGUUGUUACUUGAGCUGCUUAUCUUCCUAGGGCACAGCAAAGACAUAUUCCAUCCAUUUCACUUUUUUCCUAGUUGGUACAUAUUGAGAAACUGCUGGAGAAAAUAGGAGGAUUAAAAGUGGUUUAUAGAAUAUUGAGCUCUGAGAUUAAGUAAAAAAUAAGACACUGCUACCUUUCUACUCCUGCAGAGUCACACUGUUCCAUCAUCUUUUUACUGCUUUCCCAUUGUACCAAGCAUAAUGGGAACUUCAGAACAUUCUUACAGAGGAGUUUUUGAUAGAGAAAAGGAGGAAAGCUGGGGAAUAAGGAAACAAUUGCACUUGUGUGUGUUCUGGUUGCAAACAGAACACAGGUGUUUCCAAAAGGCAGCCUGACCCUACUGCAGGACUUGCAUGAGUGAUGUGUCUCACACUCUUCAGGUUUCCUGUUCUUUCAGCCUCUGCUUGCUCCUUCCAGCACAAACCACCAGCUUCUUGCAGGCUGACCACCCUCUUUUGGCAUUCACUUCCAACUUUGCUCAUUUCCAACACUAUCCUUCCCUAUAACCACACUGCAAUUCCACCUUGCCAGCCACACCACAGCUCUGCCAGUUGUACCAGCAUGUUUUCCCUCUCACUAUCUAUACCGUGCUCUGCUUCUGCUCCUGACUAGUGAUUGUGCAGCCUCACCGAGAAGGGUUUGUCUUUUGCACUGUACCAAACCUUUCUACAUCACCACAGACUCCAGUAACACUUUCAGUAACUAAAGGAAACCAAAAAUUUCACUGACAAGUAUGUCUAGCAUCGGGGGGUUUUUAUAUGCUUGAUGGGCAGGUUAUUUUGUUAGUUUUUCCUUAAGCACUAACAUUCUGGAUCAUGUUUUCUACUGCCUUAUGCUGUAUUCAGUGAAUUGCACACAAAUGGUUUCUGUGAGACCUUCUCAGCUUCAUAUCUGUGUCACUGUAGCAGGUGAGCUGCUCUGUUUACCAUGGGUGUUUUGUAUAUUAUGUUUUUUCCUGGGGUUCCUCCUUUAAUUGUAUUAAAAAAUUAAUUGUAAACUCCAUUUCCUUUCCUUAGUAAUAAAAGAUGUCUGUCUAUGUGCUGGA